AUCUUAAUCACAGGAGCUCGAGUCAAAACGGUUGUUCAACAACAGAUAUUGAGAAAUUACAAAAAUAAACAAGUUUAAUCGACUGAUAAUUAAUCUAGGUGUGCAAGAUGAUGGUCAUGGCUGAGAAAUCACAAAAAAGAAAGAAUGAAGAAGCAGUGAUGAAUGUAGAAGAUAUGGAGGUUGAUGAAGUGGCAGAGAAUGAUUUAUUAACUGGAAAAGUUACCACAACUGUCAUUAAAAAAUUGGAACAGGAAUAUGGCACUGAUUGGAAGCAAGAGAGUCAUGCUUCAAAAGUCCAUAUGAUCCCUUGUAUCUUCACUCCUAAACGUAAUACAAGAGAUUCCACUAGUGGUAGGGAGGCUGAGCGCACUCUGUACAAUACACUGGAGAAUAUCAACAAUCGAGGCCGUGCUGCAGAACAUUUUAGGGGAAAAAUGCAUGGUUUUGUUUUUCAUGAUCGUAUUUUUAACCACGAGGAAAUUGAUUUCAUUUUUGUGACCAUACACGGUUUGGUGAUAUUUGAAUGCAAGGCGGUAAAAAGAGAAAGUAGAGCCAAAAAUGAAUUCUUGAAAGCAAGAGACCAGUUGGAAAGAAAAGUAUCAGUGCUUGACUUUAUACCUUCUGGUCUUCCAACUUUCAAGGUCGUCGCAUUUCCGCUCCUAGCCCGUUGUGAUAUAGUCAUAGAGAAUAAGGAUGAUACUCGUAUCCUUUUUAAGGAAGGCCUGGUUGAUAUUAAAGAUUGGCUGAGACGAACAGGCAUCGUCAAACAAAAAAUUCCAUUCAGUGACUAUACUUUAAUGGUAACGGCAAUUCUACUGAAAUACCAUCAGUCCGACGGAACUACGUUUAACAACGCCCGUGAAUUUAAAAGACGAGCAAUAUGCGGUUCUGAUAGCAACUUAACUAAAGAAACUAAAUGUUACACUAAAGAACAGGCGAAUCUUUUAAAAAGCCGUGAUUUAAAUUCUGAAGAUGUCUGGAUAACGGGCGCUGCUGGAACUGGCAAGACAUUCGUCUUAAAGGAUCGGGUUAAACUUUUGGCUGAUAAAUACCCAGAAGAUGAUGACGACAAGAAGAUUCUUGUUAUUACAUACAAUUGUCCAGUCAAUAAGGAAAUAGAACGAUGGGUUGAGACGAAUGCCAAAAAUAAAGGGAAAUCAGUGCGGGUUCAGACCUUUUGCACGUUGCUCCACCAUAUAUUUAAAGCUGUAAAAGGGGACAAGGAAGAAUGGGAGAAAUUUGAAGACAUGAAAAAGAGGAAUGAUGAUGGAGUUGAAGAGGAUAUGAUAAGCUAUAUUAUCGAUCAACAGAUUAUAAAGAAGUAUUUUGGGUCCCAUUUUACCUACACACGGCACAAAUUUCAUCAUAUCCUCGUGGAUGAAGCACAAGAUCUUCCAGGUAAUUGGCUUGGAUUACUAGAUUCGAUGUUGAAUAAACGGGAGAAAUCCAGCAUUUGGAUCUUCGAGGAUCCCUUUCAAGUGGUAAGAAGAAACACCGCUAGACCAAGGAACUAUGAGAUCAACCAGCGAUUUACCAGACACUCGCUGACCAAAGUUGUUCGGAAUACCCAUAACGUGUAUGAAGCCUAUAGCCACUGUUAUGACGAUCUGCGGGAGAAAGUUACUUCGGCUACGGCGGAUUUCUCUAACGAGGAGUUGUCUCCCCCAACCGUAAAUCACUCUGUAUACGGUAAAUCCCCAGAGUACAUCCCAGGAGAAAGUGUUGAUCAGCUGAAUAAUUUGUUGAUCACCACAAUAAAAGAAUUGCAAGAACAAGGUGUGCCAUUGUUUGAUAUGGCCAUUAUCACCUGCGGCACGGAAGUCAAUAGAGUCGUAACUCUUUUACAAGAUGAAAGUAUAAAAUCCGUAAAUUCUGAGAAAUGGUGCGAGUUGAAAUAUUCCAAGAAUGGUAAGAAUGACCCACCCGUUACUGUUGACUCCUAUCAGCGAUUCAAAGGAUUGGAGGCAAGGGUGUUGAUAUUUUUUAUACCCAAAGGCUGGACACCACGUGAUAUGGAUAUCUACGUUGGUUUUUCAAGAUCGUUUUGUCAUCUGGUUGUCAUAGGAACAAGCCAGGUCAUCCAGAAAAUAAGAUAUGACGAUCGUAAAAUAGAUUGAAAUACGACUUAUAGAAUAUUGAUAUACUACAACUUUAGUUUAUGCAUGUAAAAUUUUUAAUGGAAACAACGAGUUGUCAUGAAUUGUCAGGCAUCUUGGAUUAAUCUUUAACGCGUUAAAUUUUGUUCUCAUGCAUGUCAGGUGUUGGGUUGGCUUAAAGCUGACUUGUCAGACAGCCGAUGAUAGCUGCAUGUCUAGCAAGACAGAAACUUUUGUCACCUCAGACCUGACGUCAGCAUGUCAAAAUAUUACAAGAACCAAACAAGCUAUAAAAAAUCUGUAACAAUAUUUUAGAAGUAUUUUAAUACUCUCUAUGGGGAUGAUCAGCGCAAUUUUAAUUGAUUUAUGUUCAAAGUGUUCUCAAGUAUUGCAACUAAGUUGUAAGUUGGAUCACCUGCAUAAUUUACGUCGCUGAUUAUAUAAUUAAUAGUUUCAAAAUAGAAUUUAAGAUAAUAGUUAUUAGAAAUUUAGUUUUUGAAAAUGUAGAAUUUAAAGUGAUUUUAUCAUUUAAUAUAAUAAAUAAAGUGUUAUGUGAAUUUAGAUUGGCUGCAUGGUUGUCAUGCUAUCGCAAAAUAAAAUGGGAGAACAUUCGCUAAAAAAAUUCGCUUACACACCUCUUUGGGUAACUUUGAUGAUGAAGAAGACGCUCUCUGGGACAUUUGUAUCCAUGGUUAAGAGCAUAUAGCACAGCGAAAAAACGAGGAAAUUACAUUAUUACGCUGAUGAUUUCAAAACAAAUGCAUUACGUUAAUUUUGCUCCUAAGAUCCUAUCCAAAGCAAGCCUCUGCAGUACUUUAAUUCACAACAAACACUAUA
This is a messenger RNA of Dendronephthya gigantea, 2933 nucleotides long. RefSeq lists its product as uncharacterized. Bases 108 to 2117 code for a protein of 669 amino acids. The transcript is spliced from 6 exons. Lineage: Eukaryota; Metazoa; Cnidaria; Anthozoa; Malacalcyonacea; Nephtheidae. Gene Ontology annotation, biological process: recombinational repair. Gene Ontology annotation, molecular function: DNA binding; 3'-5' DNA helicase activity; ATP binding. The record is from RefSeq and is a predicted model, not a curated record.